Messenger RNA from Parnassius mnemosyne (clouded apollo), 3195 nucleotides. The record is from the annotation of a GenBank genome assembly. Lineage: Eukaryota; Metazoa; Arthropoda; Insecta; Lepidoptera; Papilionidae.
GUAAACAUACUCGUCAACAACUUCGAGCUUAGUGUUCCCAACAACUACCGGCAUAGGUGUGACAUGGACAUUAAACAUGAUCUUUGUUUUGACCAUGUUCAUCUUAAGACCUAUCCGUUGGGAAACACUAUUGAGGUCAUUGAGCAUAGUGCUUAGGCCCUCCAGGGAUUCUGCCAUAAGGACUAUAUCGUCGGCAAAUCGAAGGUGAGUAAUGUACUCGCCAUUGAUGUUGAUACCGUAUCCUUUCCAGUCCAGAAGCUUGAAAACAUCUUCCAAUGCAGCGGUAAAGAGUUUCGGGGAUAUGACGUCACCCUGUCUUACACCUCUCUGCAAUUGGAUAGGUUUCGUACUCUGGUUCUGUACUCGGAUAGCCAUCGUAGCCCUACUGUACAAGCACUUCAACACUUCGAUAUACCGACAGUCAACUUGGCAUCGCUGAAGGGACUGCAGCACCGCCCAAAUUUCGACGGAAUCAAAGGCUUUCUCAUAGUCCACAUACGCCAGACAUAGUGGCAAAUUGUACUCCUCGGACUUCUGUACAAUUUGCCGAAGGGUAUGUAUGUGGUCUAUGGUGCUAAAGCCUUUUCGGAAACCGGCUUGUUCGGGAGGCUGGAAGUCGUCAAGUCUGCGCGCGAGACGAUUCGUAAUGACUCUCGAAAACAGCACGUAGACGCGGCUCAGAAGGGAAAUCGGUCUGUAGUUCUUCAAGAGAGCGUUGUCGCCUUUCUUGAAGAACAAGACCACCGCACUUCUGCUCCACGCCUCCGGUGUAAUGCCACCAUGAAGGACGGAAUUAAUGAUUUGCUUACCAGGAGGGAAAAUCUUUCGAUUUUUACUUGUGCUGUCGGAUGUAAUAUCAUUAUCUUCCAUUUUUCCUUCGAAAACACGCGCCAACAUUUUUCGGGAGCGCUUCAUUAUGAAAUUAAAAGUCGUAACUAUUACGUAAAUAAAGGGUGAGAAAAUGAAAGAAAUGUCGACAAACGUCUAAACGGUAAUGAGGUCAGUGUGCCUAGUGCGAGUUUUUUUACGCGCUCGAUACCGAGAAAGUUAACUACAAUUUGUAUGGAAUAAAAUCAGCGCCAACUAGUGGCAAUAAUAGGAAUCACAGUUCAUGAGUGCGAGUUUAUUACGUCGUCGAUAUCGACCAUCGAGCAUUCACUCGCAUUCGACAGCGAGAACGUAAACGCACGUGAUUGGUUGUUUCAAGAAUUUUGCGAGUGCGAGUUCCAAUUUUGAUCUAACAUAAAUAAAGUUUACGCGGUCGAUAUCGAAAAAGUUUUCAUCUAAAUUUUGACAGUGAGAAAGCAUAGUGAGAACGAUUGUUGAAGGUUUAAUUUUAUUUCGUUUUGUGUGAACAAUAUUUAAUUAUGGCAGGACGUUUAUUUUUCGCAUGGAGAAUGUUUACAGCCGCUAAGGCACAAGAUGACCGCAAUUAUAACGCCAAUGUUGAAACAAGAGCUCGUGCAUCUUUCAACCCUUUGUUAACCUCACGGGGAGGCAAUUUAAAGAUAGGUAUCGCAUUUCCAAGAAAGUGUUCAAGUUUUUGUGUAAAGAGCUAAGGAGUUUGACAAAUCUUAGCUCCUCUCAACGCGUUUCCUUGGAACAUAAAGUAUGUAUCGAUCAUUAAAGUAUUCACAUUUUUGCAACUCAAGUUUAAAACAAGUGCAAGUUUAAAUAUAAGUUUGUUCUCUUUCUAAUUGCAGGUGCUCACUGCUCUAUUCUUUUUUGCAACUGGAUCUUACCAAAGGCCAGUUGGGAUUGCAAAGCACACAUCUCAAAAAAUGUGCAGUGUGUACAUAGAAGAAGUUACCCAGGCGCUGACACACAAAAACAUAAUAAAUAAAUAUAUUCGGUUCCCUGACACUCCAGCUGCUAGACAAGCAGUUAGUCAACGUUUUUACAGAAAAUAUGGAAUUCCUGGAGUGGUUGGCUGUAUUGAUGGAAGUCAUUUUAAAAUAGUUGUCCCACCAAAAGAAGAGGAACAUUUGUACUAUAGUCGUAAGCACUACCAUUCACUUAAUGUUCAAAUGGUAUGUGAUGAUGAAUAUAGAAUUUUAAAUGUAAAUUCCAAGUUUGGAGGUGCAAAUCAUGAUUCCUUUAUAUGGGAAAACAGUGAUUUGAACACAUACAUGCAAUCUUUGCACCGAAAUGGAGAAAUUGUCUGGCUUUUAGGAGAUUCUGGAUAUCCCCAACGCCCAUGGCUUAUGAUACCAUUUUUAGACGCCGAGUCCAAUAAUUAUAAUGAAAAGCAUAUGAGAGCUCGAGUUGUUAUUGAAAACACAUUUUCAAGGUUGAAAAAUCGAUGGAGAUGUCUGCACUUAUUUGUGGUGCUGGUGACUGCAAAGUUACUUCUUGCACCUGUUGUUCAAUGGGUGUUGGUGAAGCAACAGCUGUGGUUCUGCUGCCACUUGCUACUAAAAUAAUCUAUAUAUCAUAUGAAUAAUCUAUAUGUCAUAGCUCUUCCCGAAAACUGUUAAGUGACUUUAAACUUAUAUGUAAUAGGCCAGCUAGAGACAAAGUGACAUGCUUCUGUUGCAUAGUAAUGUAACUGACCGUAUAUAGAAUUGAACAUUGUGUUCAAGACUCAUCUUCAAACACUUCACACAUUGAUAGACAAAAAUAGGUACCUGCAUAAUAAAUCCGCCCAUGCUGCUAGCUUUUUUGAGUUCGUAUUUGUAUCAGUAUUUUUAUUUUCAAUUACUGAUGUUUUGUACAUUUUUGGGUUUGAGACUAAUAUAUUAAUUUGUGAAGACACCCAUUCCACUAUCAAGAUGACACAUAUGGCCACUGGUUAUUCUAGAGUAAAACACUUAGAAAAAAAGCUUUCAUUUGUAAAAGAAAAGUUGGAUAAAAAUAUUAUAGAAUUGAGAUACAUAAAUACCAGUGACCAACUCGCAAACAUAUUAACCAAAGCUUUGGGGGGAACUUUGUUUAGAAAAUUAAGGGAUAAGUUGUUCAGUAAAUAAGAAUUCUUAUUGUUAAUAAAAUAUUUUAUUGAGGGGAGGUGUUAAGUACAAUUAAAUAUUUUGUACUGGCAACAUGAUGUACCCUGUGGUAAGCUGCGAUGGCUGGAAUCUCUUGUGUUUUAGUGUUCUGCCAUGUACCAAAUUAAAAAAGAAUAAACGAGCAUCUUGAAGAAAUAACUAAAGGUUUAUUUGCAAAGUCCUAACAAAAUAAAUAAAUUUGAAUAAGCUU